This is a messenger RNA of Phascolarctos cinereus (koala), 2223 nucleotides long. It is a transcript of the gene TCEANC2, whose product is annotated as transcription elongation factor A N-terminal and central domain containing 2. The record is from RefSeq and is a predicted model, not a curated record. Gene Ontology annotation, biological process: DNA-templated transcription. Gene Ontology annotation, cellular component: nucleus. Lineage: Eukaryota; Metazoa; Chordata; Mammalia; Diprotodontia; Phascolarctidae.
GAACUUCCCAAGGGCGCCAGGCUCGCGAGAUCCACCAGCCGAGGGCGCCUGCAGGGGCAUGCUGGGCAAUGGAGUCCGUCCCGCCCCGGGCGGCCGGGGGAAGGCGGGGCCUCAGUCCCGGGCGGAACUACAGGGUCCGGCAGGAAGCGCGACCAUUUUGCUUCCGGAGUUGGAGCCGGCGCCGUCCGGGGACAGCGAGGACUCUCGCGGGCAGUAGGCGGCCCGCGCUCCAGAACCGCUUCUCUGGAAUAUGGCGCCUGUACCUCCUCGGUGGUUUCAGUGAGGCAUUCCGCUUUCCCAAAUCUAAAGGACCCAGAGCUCGGGAAGGCCCUGCUUGCGUCUGGAAGGGCGCUGGCUGUAGAGCUAGGGAUCCAGGUUUUGGAGGACAGCCCCCUUCCCGACUGGCUGUGCUGGAGAGCUGGAGCUCUCACGAGAUGGAUAAGUUCAUCAUUCGAAAACCUCUGCCUCGCAGCAGCCCUCAGAAGAAAGAUUCUGGAGAAAAGGUUUACAAGCAGGCCACAAUUGAGUCUCUGAAGAGAGUGGUGGUUGUCGAAGACAUCAAAAGAUGGAAAGGGGUGUUGGAGCUUCCAGGGCAACCCCGAGAAAAUUUAAUUGAAGCCUUACAGGAGUUAAAGAAGAAACUGCCCUCAAAGGACGUGCUGCGGUCAACCAAGAUCGGUCACACCGUGAACAAGAUGUGCAAACAUUCAGAUGGAGAGGUGGCCAGUCUUGCCAAUGAAGUUUAUACUGAGUGGAAGACGUUCAUUGAGAAGCAUUCGGAUAAGCCCUCCAUUGAAGUCCGCAGCGACCCCCAAACUGAGACGUUCAGGAGAAACGCCCAGAAGUUACUCUCUGAAGCAUUGGACCUAGAGAUGGAUCACCCACUGGUUGAAAAUAUUGAGCGUGAAGCUUUUCAUCUCUGCUCCCGUCUCAUUAAUGGACCAUAUCGGCGGACAGUGAGAGCCCUGGUCUUUACAUUAAAGCACCAAGCUGAAAUUCGAGCUCAGGUCAAGAGCUGCUCGCUACCAGUCAACACGCUGGUGCAGACUCACAAAAAGUGACCUUCGUAGUCAUCCACGCCCCGGGAAGCAGCACCAGGCACACCAAAGGCUGGCCGCUUCCCUCUUUUCAAAGGGCUCUUUGAAUUUGGGUGAGGGGGAGACCUGGCCGCCAUCAGCCUCCUCCAAGUGCCAUUCCAUUCAGGAGGAGGGCACGAGAACAACGGGGGAUGGGCCCCGGCAUCAUUAUCUGUAACAAGUGUCACUGUCUGAAAGCAUCAAUGGCACACUGGGGCCCUCGAAGCGCCAUGUUUGUGAUCACAAAACUAGGCCAGGAGGGUGAUGGGGCUCAUUGUGGCCUUGCCAAGGAGGCCUCUCAACUACCUUCUCCUGUUGGGCCAAUGGUGCCUCUCCCUUAUUCCACCACCCUGCAGGUAACUGAAACUCAAUUACUGCCGGUGCUUGGUGACGUCCCCCAGUGUUUAGAUAGCCUUGGUGCUCUCAGAACUCACCCAUCUGUCUUCCCUUAGCUGUACGCUGGGGGGGAGCCUGCAGGAGCCCACCGACGCCCCCCUUUUCCCUGAUUGUACUUACCUGAAUGUUUCAGCUCUCUCUUGAAGACCUUCAGCGUUGGUCUCUGAAGCCCCCAUGCUGGGGUGUCUAAUGAGCGUGUGGCCUGAAGCGGCCAAACCUCGUGCUUUAUUUGAAUGCCUGGCUAUUAGACUUUAGAGAUAUAUAGAAGGUGGAUAAUGAAAUUUCUCUCUAAACAAGUUGGGAGAAAAAUCUAUUUUAGCAAAUCAUGACUGGACUACAGGAGAGUCCUUGAGUGAUUAUGUAAAUGCAAUUUGCCUCUUUUUAAGAGCGUGAUAAUAAACCAUGUGGCUUAAAAACACAGAAACAUUUACUUUUUCCUUAGAAAACGUAUUGGACUGAAAAUGUGCACUGGUGUCUCACCUUCAGAUUUGCUUUUAAUUCUUUGAGUGAAAAUCUUUCCAUAGUGCUAGAGCUUUGCAGAGAGAAUGUCAGAGGCCUUUCCCAGAGAUGGGCUUGCCACCCAUUCCCGAGUCCUCUCAAAGUAGGGCUCCUGGGUCAGGGGGCAUGGAGAGACAUGGGGAUCACCGUUAGGUGCAGAAUUGGGUCUGGAUUGGAGGCAUUUAGUUCCCUUGGGUUGAGUUGCCUUGCCUAAAGUAGGUUUUUAAUAAAGGCUCUUCAAAUUACAUGGAAA